Molecule: messenger RNA, 1534 nt
Organism: Bubalus bubalis (water buffalo)
Lineage: Eukaryota; Metazoa; Chordata; Mammalia; Artiodactyla; Bovidae
Gene: TFPI2
Product: tissue factor pathway inhibitor 2
Exons: 5
Coding region: 276-980 (234 amino acids)
Biological process (GO): negative regulation of peptidase activity
Cellular component (GO): extracellular region
Molecular function (GO): serine-type endopeptidase inhibitor activity
Source: RefSeq, a predicted model, not a curated record
GAAAGUUUGGGGCCAGGUUCAGCUUGGCGGGGAAUUCCUCUCCCCCGCACACACUUUCCAGCGCAGGGAGGCGGCCGGGUCACAGAGCUCACGGGGCAUGAAUCAGCCUCCCCUCCAGGCUCCACGAAGGCGCGCUCCGCCCUGUCCCGUCUCUGAGGGCCGCUAACCCUACAAAAGCAGCGGCACCCACCGCGCUGGGAUCCAGACCGCCUGGAGGUUGGACGCUGUGCACCCUCCUCCCCUCCUCUCGCCGGCAACGUCUGAAUCCGGACACCAUGGACUCGGUUCGCCCCCUCUGGCUGAUGCUUCUGUCGCUGCUUCUCGUGGGAACUGCGCUGGGUGAUGCCCCGCAGGCGCCGCCAGGAAAUAACGCGGAGAUCUGCCUCCUGCCCCUGGACGACGGGCCCUGCCGGGCGCGGAUCCCCAGUUACUACUACGACAGGUACACGCAGAGCUGCCGCGAGUUCAUGUACGGAGGCUGCGAGGGCAAUGCCAACAAUUUUGAAACUUUGGAGGCCUGCAACGAAGCGUGCUGGAAGAUUGAGAAAGUUCCCAAAAUUUGCCGGUUAAAAGUGAAUAAGGAGCAGUGUGGGGAGCUCAGAGAACAGUAUUUCUUCAAUCUAAGUUCUAUGACAUGUGAAAAGUUCAUAUCUGGCGGGUGUCACAACAAUGAGAACCGGUUCCCGGAUGAAGCUACGUGUAUGGACUUCUGUGCGCCAAAGAGAGCUCCAGUAUUUUGCUACAGCCCAAAAGAUGAGGGGCUGUGUUCUGCUAAUGUCACUCGCUACUAUUUUAACCCAAGACACAAAGCCUGUGAGGCCUUCACCUAUACUGGGUGUGGAGGGAAUGACAAUAAUUUUGUCAACUUGAAGGACUGCAAACGCACUUGUGUAAAAGCCUUGAAGAAGGAAAAGAACAAGAAGAUGCCAAGACUUCUCUUAGCCAAUAGAAGACUGAAAAUUAAGAAGAAGCAGUUUUAACCAGCUUUUUUUGUUUGUUUUUCUGUAUAUCAUCUUGUGAAUGUCCUUAUGGUUAUAUCCGAAGGACAACAUGGUAACACAGGCAAGGAAUCAUUAGUGAUUUACUCACCAGUUCUUACCUGUUACAUUUUUUAUAUGUGUAUUUUUUAAUACAUAAGUAGCUGCUAUUCAAAUGUGAAUCUGUUGUUUUUAAUAUGCUAUUCAACUAUUUUUUUAUGAGGUUAAAUUCUUGCUGUGUUUAAGAUAUAAAAGCAAAUAUGACUCACUCAGUUCUUGGGGUUGCUCUCCCUGAUUUCAGAAGAUGAUUUAACUGAAAAACAUAAGACAAUAUAAUCAUAUUUUUUAACAUAUAGGAUUAUAAAAAGGACCAGCAAAUAUAUUUAAUUUUGCAUUUUAAAAUUAGAUUAUAUUUUAGGCCCAAGGAGACAAAUUUGAAGAUGUACCAAUACUUCAAAAAAUGUUAAAAUGCUAUUAGGUAGGUCCUGCUAACUUACUUCUAUUUCUGUUGUGUCAUUUAAAAGAUAAUAAAGUAAUGUUUUUGACUGAAUUAAAAA